Molecule: messenger RNA, 985 nt
Organism: Erigeron canadensis
Lineage: Eukaryota; Viridiplantae; Streptophyta; Magnoliopsida; Asterales; Asteraceae
Product: probable basic-leucine zipper transcription factor E
Exons: 3
Coding region: 126-749 (207 amino acids)
Source: RefSeq, a predicted model, not a curated record
CCCUCACGCACCCAAUCCUCCCCCCAAAAAAAAAGUUUAACAAAGAAAAAAAAAAGACCCCAUCAAUAACCGGACCUCCCCUAACUUUUCCGAUCUGAUCGCCACCGAGUCACCACUACCAAAUAAUGGAAGGAGUCGGAGCGCGGCUCGGGCGAUCCUCAACUCGGUACGGACCAGCAACCGUAUUCACAGGCCCAGUUAGAAAAUGGAAAAAGAAGUGGAUCCACGUCACCCCUCCAAACGCUGUCGUUUCAUCAACAAAUAAUAACAACAAUAAUAAUCAACAAACUGUUGGAAUUAAUAAUUCAUCAAAUGGAAAUAAUAACAAUAAUAAUAAUAAUGAAAACGGAUCUCAUAUUUUGUUAUAUAAAUGGGCUCCUAUUAGUCAAAGUCAAACUCAAAGUCAAAGUGGCAACGGUCAUGAUGUCAAGGAUGAUGACGCCAGCGAUGGAGAACACGUUGUUGAGCCGCCUCGUCGUAAGAUUAAGUAUAUUCCGAUAGCCUUACUCGAAGAACAAAAGAAAGAGUCAUCUGAGGAGGAGCAUAUUGAUGAUUCCAUUGAGACUGACCUGGACUCGAAGGUUGAUCAUGAGAACGGAAAACCAGACAUGAAUGAUGUGCCAAUGGAAGAAAACCAGGUUUCUGAAGAGACAAAUGUAGGAAGGCAAGAUCUUAAUGAAAGCACAUUGGAUUUAAAUGCUCGUGAUGGAGAUGAAGAUACAGAAGAAACGAAAGAUGAAGCACAAUAAGUUGUGUUUUCAAUAUUGCAUUUUUUAGUUGGUAGAAAUAUGAAGGAUGGAAAAAUGAUCACAUAGAGGUGGGGGGUUGGGGUCUGGAAAUGACUUUUGAUUAAGCACAGAUUGGCAUACUGAAAAACCUUGACUGAAUUGAAUUGUUUCUGAACCAAAACAAAGAUUCGGGAUUAUGGUUUCAAUUUGUACGGAUGAUGCAUAUUUAAGGUAUACAUUUGACAUUUGAGGUUUAA